Delphinapterus leucas (beluga whale) is the source of this 3715-nucleotide messenger RNA. It is a transcript of the gene IDS, whose product is annotated as iduronate 2-sulfatase. Gene Ontology annotation, molecular function: iduronate-2-sulfatase activity. Lineage: Eukaryota; Metazoa; Chordata; Mammalia; Artiodactyla; Monodontidae. The record is from RefSeq and is a predicted model, not a curated record. Gene Ontology annotation, cellular component: cytoplasm.
CGCGCUCGGGCCGGGGCGCCGGCCUCUGCGGCCGGCUGCGGCCGCGUCGGGCAGGGUGCCCGGGUUUACGACGCGCGACAGGCGGCGGGGGCGGCCCUACCCUCCUGCCAAAACCUGUCAUCGUCGCCCCGGAGCGGCUGCGCCGGGGCAAAAAUGCUGCCGCCACGCGGGGGCCUGCUCUGGCUUGGCCUGGUCCUGGGCUCCGUCGGAUCCGCGGCGCUGGGCAGCUCGGCCACAGAUGCUCUGAACGUCCUUUUAAUCAUCGUGGAUGACCUACGCCCCUCCCUGGGUUGUUACGGGGACAAGCUCAUAAGGUCCCCAAACAUGGACCAGCUGGCCUCCCGCAGCCUCCUCUUCCAGAAUGCCUUUGCCCAGCAAGCCGUGUGCGCCCCGAGCCGCGUGUCCUUGCUCACCGGGAGGAGACCAGACACUACCCGCCUGUAUGACUUCAACUCCUACUGGAGGGCACACUCUGGAAACUUCUCCACCAUCCCCCAGUACUUCAAGGAGAAUGGCUACGUGACCAUGUCGGUUGGAAAAGUCUUUCAUCCUGGAGUAUCUUCCAAUCAUAGUGACGACUCUCCAUAUAGCUGGUCUCUUCCACCUUAUCAUCCAUCCUCUGAAAAGUACGAGAACACCAAGACCUGCAGGGGACCAGACGGAGAACUCCAUGCCAACCUGCUGUGCCCUGUGGAUGUGGCAGAUGUGCCCGAGGGCACCCUGCCUGACAAGCAGAGCACCGAGCAAGCCAUACGGUUGUUGGGAAAGAUGAAAACGUCUGCCAGUCCUUUCUUCCUGGCUGUGGGCUAUCAUAAGCCACACAUCCCCUUCAGAUACCCCAAGGAAUUUCAGAAGCUGUAUCCCUUGGAGAACAUCACCCUAGCUCCUGAUCCCCAGGUCCCUGCCGGCCUCCCUCCUGUGGCCUACAACCCCUGGAUGGAUAUCAGGCAGCGGGAGGAUGUCCAAGCCUUAAACCUCAGCGUGCCCUACGGCCCGAUUCCCGCCGACUUUCAGCGGAAAAUCCGCCAGAGCUACUUUGCCUGUGUUUCGUAUUUGGAUACGCAGGUUGGCCACCUUUUGAGUGCUCUGGACGAUCUUCAGCUGGCGAGCAGCACGAUUGUGGUGCUCACCUCGGAUCACGGGUGGGCUCUAGGCGAACACGGAGAAUGGGCCAAAUACAGCAAUUUUGACGUCACUACUCGCGUGCCCCUGGUGUUCUAUGUUCCGGGAAGGACGGCUCCGCUUCCGGCGGCAGGCGACAAGCUUUUCCCAUACCUCGACCCUUUUGAUUCCAUCUCAGAAUCAGUGGAGCCAGGCCGGCAAGCCGGGGACCUCGUGGAACUGCUCUCUCUCUUCCCCACGCUCGCGGGACUUGCAGGGCUGCCCGUCCCUCCUCGCUGCCCCAUCCCCUCGUUUCACGUGGAGCUGUGCCGAGAAGGCCGGAACCUUCUGAAGCAUUUUCAGGUCCGUGACUCGGAAGAGGAUCCGUACAUCCGUGGGAAUCCCCGUGAGUUGGUGGCCUAUAGCCAGUACCCCCGGCCUGCAGACUCUCCUCAGUGGAAUUCUGACAAGCCGAGUUUAAAAGAUAUAAAGGUCAUGGGCUAUUCCAUACGCACAGUAGACUAUAGGUAUACUGUGUGGGUUGGCUUCAAUCCCCGGGAAUUUCUGGCUAACUUUUCAGACGUCCAUGCAGGGGAACUGUAUUUUGUAGCUUCUGACCCUUGGCAGGAUCACAAUAUGUAUAAUGACUCCCAAGGUGGAGCCCUUCCCCGAUCGUUGACGCCUUGAGUUUUGCCAACCGCAGAGGGCAUAUAUAACGCUCUCCUGUCCAGCUGGUGAGAGAAGGAAUUACACUGGUUAUUUCGUGCUUACCUGUAAUAUUGGAAGCAACCCCAGGGGUAGGCAGUCAAAACAGGCGUCAACAAUUUGGCCUCAGAAUACGUAACAGCCGAAACUUUUGAUUUGUCUUUAUAAUUGGUAAUUGGACUGGGCUGAACCUCUUCUUUCCUUUUUUUUGGAACACUCAUAGCUUAUUUGUUGAAUGAAUAAGUACAGAGUGAGCAAACUAACAUUGUCAUAAGUUUAGCUAUCAAGACCAUAAUAACUGAACAUAACACUGUACUCAAGAAAUACUUUAAGUAUUUGUGAAAUUUAGUGCAUUUCAAAAAGUAACCACAUGUCAAAUUAGGUGUGACACAAAGUUCCUAGUUCUUUCGUUUAUAAUUUAAUAAUAUAUCUUAUUUAGCCCAAUAUAUUCAAAAUAUUAUAUCAGCAUGUAAUCUAGGUUUCUUUUUAAAAUGUAAAAUAAUAAUGCUAGAUGCCAGUGCCUUGAAGUCUAGCUUCAGUUUUUCUAAGAUCACAAAUUUUCAAAUCCCAAAAUAAAAUAUGCAUGAAGUGAUUCAUAUGGAAUUUCUACAUCAAAUAAUAAAUAAUGCUCACUAAACUAGAGGCAUGAGAUGUAUGAGAAAUUCAGUUAAAAUUUUUCAGAGACUUUCUGGCCCAAAUAAUAAUUUGUUAGCAACUAAUAUGACCUUUGAACCCAAAGGCAUCUAUUAAAAGGUAUCUUUAUUCACAGUGGAAAAUAGUUACAGGCAUAACUGUAUCCAUGAAUUGAGUCAUUCAAAACCAUUAAUGUUCUCCUUCUCUAGAGAUGGUUGGUUGCAAACAUCCAUUUAUCCAGGAGACAGGAAAUAGUCUACUUUUUAAGUGCUGAUUAAAGACAACAUUAAUUUUGUUAAAUUCUAAAUUAUUUUGAGAACUGUGAAAAUUUUUCAUUAAUAUAAUAUUAGGUGAUUUCUAAUCCCCCAGAAUGUGGUUCUGUAUUCCCUAAAUAUGAAAGUAACCAGAAAGGCAGGUGGUAGUAAUAAGCUUAGCCUAUGUCAUCUUAAAAAUGCUGGAGUAUUCACAGGUCAUAUUCACAGCACGUUGAAGUUGAUUAAUUAUCAGUAGUCACCAGAAGAGUCAAGCACUCUCUUAAUAGACAUCUAAUGUAGUCCUGUAUCAAAGUAGCCUUUAGUAAUUCUUUGUCUACAAGUGCUGCUUUGGUAUUUAAAUAUUUGUGAAACAAAGUACGGCCAAUUAAGUUACUGCACUGUGUUAAAUUGUAAACAAAAAGGCAAGAUAUUAUAAGAUUACUUCAAAUCAGUAAAAUUUCGAAUACAGAUUUGUUUUUACUAAUUAGCCUACAGUGGAGGCAUAUACGGUAACACGACAAUCUUCUAAGCGAUUAAGUGACAGUGUUCUGGCAACAGGUUCUGCCUGAGGAGUGGAGGGCCCUAUUCCUCUCUCCUGAUCCCGAAGCUCGAGUCUCUUCUGGGAAGCCUCAGCUUUGUAGAUGGUUUCCUUCAGCCUUUUCUUGCUCCUUCUUCAUCCUAUCUUCUUUGUCACUCACAUCACUUCCACUAAGAAUCUUACAAUCCGGUCAGAUUCCUCAUGAUGUAUUUUCAGCGUAUUUAGCUUCAUCUCCUACUGCACGGUUACAACGAGAAGUUUUCACCCAGGCUUUUAUUUUGCAUUCAUGGUUGACUAUUAUAUGUACACGUCAUCAUUUUUUUCUCUCUUUAUUUCUUGAAGCACAGUUUUAGUAUCAAAAAUCUCCAAAUUCGGGCUUCCCUGGUGGCGCAGUGGUUGAGAGCCCACCUGCCGACGCAGGGGACGCGGGGUUCGUGCCCCGGUCCGGGAAGAUCCCACGUGCCGUGGAGCGGCUGGGCCCGUG